AUGGGAUUAAUUCGAAACUAUUUCUCCUUCCUCGUCGGCACGGCGUGUGGGGUUUACAUCGCCCAAAACUACGAAGUUCCUAACAUCAAGAAGGUCGUCCACUCCGCCCUCUUCACCGCCAAAGUCGUCGAGGAGAAGUACCGGAAGCCCAAGAGUGAUAAAGAUGACGUUUAA
Messenger RNA from Linum tenue, 174 nucleotides. The record is from the annotation of a GenBank genome assembly. NCBI's taxonomy places the organism in Eukaryota, Viridiplantae, Streptophyta, Magnoliopsida, Malpighiales, Linaceae.